Molecule: messenger RNA, 2100 nt
Organism: Diaporthe amygdali
Lineage: Eukaryota; Fungi; Ascomycota; Sordariomycetes; Diaporthales; Diaporthaceae
Product: dna-binding protein
Exons: 1
Coding region: 1-2100 (699 amino acids)
Biological process (GO): nucleolar large rRNA transcription by RNA polymerase I; transcription initiation at RNA polymerase I promoter
Cellular component (GO): RNA polymerase I upstream activating factor complex
Molecular function (GO): rDNA binding; RNA polymerase I general transcription initiation factor activity
Source: RefSeq, a predicted model, not a curated record
AUGGAGCCCUCGCGCCCCAAUGAUAGAAAGAUGCGCGGCUCCAGAGACGUUAAAAAGGGCGAGGGCAACGCCGAAAAAGGACGAAAACGUUCCAAGAGAGGAAGGUCCAGAGCGCACAACACAGUUCAUGUGGAGGACCGUGUUUCUCAGCCUACUGAGAUUUAUGGUGCGGAACCAGGUGGCUUUCAUGACGAUGAGAGUCAGGAGCUGCGCAGCCUUUCAAGCGGACAAGCCGGGAGUUCCAAAAUGGUGCGAAACAGAGACGCUGAUUUAGAUGUCGAUGCCUCUUUCAGUAGCAGACCUGAGUCUUCACACGGACGUAACUCGUCAAAGGAUUCCGUUGACUCUGGGGACCGAGUUGCCACCGUCGAGAACGACAGCUCAGAAGAGCUCCCGGAUGGAGAAUCUUCAGACAAUGGAGAGCUCUUGCCUGCAGAUUACCAACCGCCAUCUCAUCAAAUCUCAUCUGGAGGAAGCGACUACUCACUUGACGAGGCUGAGAGUAGCUACUUGCCAAUUAGUCAAUCAAUGCAUGGAACAGCGUUGGUAGGGGACAGCUUGGGCCAGCCCUCAAGCCCAAGGAAACGGAAGUCGACAUCAGAACAUAGAGAUAUGGAUUUCAGGCCACUCAAAAAAGCCAAGGGUGCGUUCAAUCGCGCUUUUCUGGAAAUCUUAAACGAGGACAUUGAGCACGCGGCUGCUCAGUAUGUCCCUCUCGGGCGCGAGACAACGGACGAGAGAAUUGGCCUGCCAGCAUCGCAGAUCGGCAUGGUAGUCUGGACAGUUAUGGAAAAAGAGCGCUUCUUCGAGGCCCUCGGUCGCCUUGGUCAGGACGAUACAGAAGGUAUUGCGCGACGGAUUCGCACCAAGGGAGAGAUGGAGGUCAGGCAGUACUUGAGAUUGCUCCAGGACGCGCUCGCUCACCGGCGGCAACAGAAUGAGCUCGAUCCUUUGGAGUUGGCAGACUUUCCGGCAGCUGUCGAACUCAGCCACGAGUGCUGUGAAGCGUUGGAGGAAGCGGCAGACAGUCUUGCGCUUAGACAGGAGCACUCUGAGCAGACUUCGGAACAGCAUAAGCAUGGAAGCGACUGGUUGGUCUCGCAAGAGAAGUGCAGAGAGGCAACCCAAGACGAGACAGUGGACGGAGUGCUCAUGCCAACAUCAGUUCUGAACGUACCAAGCUGGUUGCAAAUUUCGGAGCGACUCUUCAUGAACGGCACAGCAGAAGAGAGGAACUGGCAGUUUGUAGACGGGGACCAUCCUUCGAUUCGGCGUGCGACACUCGAGGACUUCUACUCGCUUGUGCUGACGUUGACAAGACGACUUGUGGCGGCAAGCAUCUACGUGGCGGGGUCGCGCACACGAGCUGAGCGCGGAUACAACGCAGAUACGCAAAACAACGUGUACCGGAAAGACGUCCGUGCCGCCGCCCUUUCCUUGGGCUUGAAGACGGAGAAGCAGCCCGUGUUGGCGGGAUCCGCCAGACGCCUGGGGCUGCAUGUUUACGAGAAUCCACCAAGACCCACCGAAGAGGAAGACGGGAUGGGCAUCAUGUCAUAUGAUGCCGUUGAGCACGCAUUGGGAAUCAAUGGGCAGCAAGAUGUCAACAGGAUCAGGCAUAAGAUACAGCGAAUAGCACUGUCUUCGAAAGAGGAAUCCGUCUCGCCUCAUGCACCGGCAUACAGCGACAAUGAGACAGGCUCGGUGGACUCAGAAGGUGGUGACUCAACCUACGAAGUCGAGGAUGAAGACAGCGAGGACGAUGACAUCAAGGCCGAGGCAGACGAGAUCAUGCUGUACUCAGCGGUCGAUCAGCCGCAGACGAAGAGAGACCGCGAGGCACUGUUCCGCAGGAUCAAGGCCGAGAGGGAGCAGGAGAGUUAUGCCGACGCCAUGGACGCCCAGGCGUCAUACCAGGAGGAGAGGCGAAUGUGGGAAGUGCUGGCGAGGCUUCCUUCGCAGCCUUUGGUUGACCCUGGGCUGCCUCCGGGCGGGCGCCGAUUGAAGGUUUCAGUGGACGCGGCGUAUUCCGUGGGGAAGAAUUGGAGGGCCCAUACGAAAGGGGCGAGUGAGUGGGAAUCACGAUACCAACCGCGAUGA